Messenger RNA from Talaromyces amestolkiae, 1506 nucleotides. RefSeq lists its product as uncharacterized. The record is from RefSeq and is a predicted model, not a curated record. The coding region runs from base 1 to 1506 and encodes 501 amino acids. The transcript is spliced from 3 exons. NCBI's taxonomy places the organism in Eukaryota, Fungi, Ascomycota, Eurotiomycetes, Eurotiales, Trichocomaceae.
AUGGCUGCCACAAAUAUUAUGACCGCCCCAUUGCUUCCAGAAGCCCCCAUCAUGAAUGACAUUCCCAACGAAACAUAUCACUAUAUUCCCCAUGAUCUCUCACCCAAGAGCCCGGAAGCAGUUUCAAUAGAAGUUACACAAAAGAUGCCUGAAGAAGGUAUCCAGGGAUCUUCACAAGAAGCGUCCGAAACGAUCUUAUCAGAAACCACUCAGGAGACAUUUCUGCAAAAGCCCCAAGAGUUGCAUGAAGAGUCGACUCAAGAGGCCGCAGAAGAGUUGCGGCAAGAAACACACCAAAAAAUGUCUCAAGAAGUUGUUCAGGAUGCUGCUCAGGAAGCUACACAAGAACUUCUUAUUGAGUCUACCGAAGAAGUCCAAGUGGCUCCCCAGAAGCCUUCAGUCAAUAAAAGCAAGCCUAUCAUCCCCGUGAAAUCAGACCUAGCUCCCUGUGAUCGCGUUCCUUUUGACCCAGCCAAGCAUAUCAAGUUCACACCUCCCUCAAAAGUGUGGACGAUGCAGGAGCUUGACUAUCCCGAAGGGAAAGGUAUCUCUCCUGUAGGUGUAUCUGAGCCUUUCCCCCUCUUCAGCGAGGAAGCGGUCAAGCAGAUGCGAGCGGAGAUCCUAGACGAGAAAGUUUGGGACAAGUACAAGUUUUCCAGUAACCUUUCUCAAUGCCAGUUGCGUGGCUUUGCUCCAGAAUGCGCACCGUUCAUCUAUGACGCCUGGAAGAGCCCUGAAGUCCUGGAAAUUAUCUCCAAGAUUGCCGGCAUUGACCUGGUUCCUGUCAUGGACUGGGAAAUUGCUCAUGUCAACAUUGCUGUGAAGAGCGAAGAAGAAAAGGCCAAGGAGCUGGAAAUUGUACACCGCAACGCUGAUGAGGGCGUUGCCGACUGCGCUUUGGAAGAUGAUGACAAGCCAGUUGUCGACUGGCACACUGACAGCUAUCCUUUUGUCUGUGUGACCAUGCUAUCUGACUGCUCCUCUAUGGUUGGCGGCGAAACCAUGUUGCGUAAGGGUAAUGGUGGUACUGUCAAAGUGCGCGGGCCCCAAAUGGGCUCCGCUGUCAUUCUUCAAGGCCGUUAUAUCGAACAUCAAGCCCUUCGUGCACUAGGCGCCGCCGAGCGUAUUACCUCCGUGACUUCCUUCCGCCCAAAAUCAGCGGCCGUCAAGGACGACACUGUCCUCCACACAGUGCGUGCUAUCUCUGACCUCAAGGAGCUCUACCACCAAUACGCCGAAUACCGAUUUGAAAUUUUGCAAGAUCGUUGUCAAGAAAUGGGUCGAAAGUUGAGGGAUCGCAAGCGGGCAAACAGGCCAUUUGAUACAAUAGCAACAAAGAAUUUCAUUCGGGAGCAAAUCGAAUUUCUCGAGGCUAUGGACCGAGAGAUAGUCAGGGAUGAGUUGGUGCAGAUGGGCUAUAUCGGUGACAGUCAUCUAGUUUCUGACGAGACCAGACAGACUGGGCGGAAGAAAGGUGUAUACCAGGAGGAGACUGUUGCUGCAUAG